Molecule: messenger RNA, 1737 nt
Organism: Alligator sinensis (Chinese alligator)
Lineage: Eukaryota; Metazoa; Chordata; Crocodylia; Alligatoridae
Product: interleukin-1 beta-like
Exons: 7
Coding region: 29-754 (241 amino acids)
Biological process (GO): cellular response to lipopolysaccharide; immune response; positive regulation of gene expression
Molecular function (GO): cytokine activity
Source: RefSeq, a predicted model, not a curated record
CAGAAACCUCCCAGAAGCAGAAGCAGCAAUGGCCACAGUGCCUGAUCUCUACGCAGAGUUGGAGAGCUACAGUUACAAGACUGACUACCCCUGGGAAACAGAGGGCCUCUUCUACAACCUCGAUCCUCUUCCCAGCCUCAAGAGAGGCCCCAAAUGCAAGUGCAAGGUCCCAGAAGAGUGUGAGGAAAAGAGAAGUACAAACAGCGAGCUGCUGACCGUUUUCAACAACUGGGUUGAAGAUGCUGUCUCCUUCACCAACUCCGCCAUCACUUUCAGAGGUCCUUCAACCUACAGAUACGCCUACACAAAGCAGCUCACCAUCAGGGAUGUAGAUCACAAGGGUUUCACCUUGCAAAACAUUCAGGGCCAGGCCCAGCUGAUGGCUUCGCACCUUCAAGGUCCUAAUACCAGGCAAGAAGAGAAAUUAAACCUGGAUUACUACUUCUCCACGCAGGGCUCCUCCAAUAGCCCUGUGGCCAUACGUCUCACGAGCAAGAAUCUCUGUCUGUGCUGUGCUGAUGGCAGCCCUAAGCUGCAGCUGGAGGAGGUGUCAGGGCCCAUGCAGGAAAUCAAAACUGAGGCUCAGAAGCGAUUCUUGUUCUUCAAGACUGAUGCCGGCAACACGUUCAGUUUCGAGCUGGCUGCUCACCCCGGCUGGUUCAUCUCCACCUCCAAGACUGACAGACAGCCCAUUACAUCAGUCAAUCAAACUGGACAGGUGGCCAUCACCAAUUUCUUCACAUAUGAGAGCUAAUCUCCAAUCAUUUGUGGCUGAUUCAGGCUAGUAUGUACCAUGUACAGACUCACGCGAUUCCAACACGUCCAUGUCAUACAUGUGGCUUUGGAAUGACGCCAUUGUAAUUCUCUAUGAACUUUGUUGUGCUAUUUAUUUUGUAUUUAUAUUGUGGUAACUUGCUUUUGCUCAGGGUGCCUCUGGGGGCUUUUAUUCUACCUGGAAAAGGACAAGAGAAGUUUCAAAAGCAAGUUCCUCUGAAUAGCCUGAUGGGCCGCAUCCAGCCCCUGGGCCGCACUUUGCCCACCCCUGGCUUCAAUUCUGAUGACUGGCCUAUGCCUUUCACUCCCCUUGAAAUGGUCCCUCGCCAUCUGCCUUCUGCCGCAUGCUAAUGGCUGUGAUUCAGGCGGACCUGCUUCUGGGAUCAGACUAAGAGGAACAUAGUGACACCCCCAGCACAGCAAAAAGGGGGGGCAAGUGUCCAGAACUCCCCAACAGUCUCUCGAGAGCACCCAUAAACUACAAACAAGAACUUUGGUCACUGACCCCAGGUGUGAUUCUCAAAUGCUUUACAGGCAUCGUGUGAGAUCAGGUCUCUAAUCCGGUCCAAAUCAACAUGCUUUUCCCCCCUCCCAAAUCAGUUUGUUUUUUUUUAAAUUAAGCUCAGAUCCAUCAAAAAAUCUCCCGGCUCUUAAAUUUCCAGUUGAAACAAGGUUUUUCAGAGGCAGGCACUAAAGAAAUAAGCCGUCCUGCUGGAUCUUGCAAAUGUCAAUGCAUUUUGUGUCCAAAAUGUGGAGAACUUGAGGGUAAACUUGACUCCAAAACUGAUAGGUGACUAGAAUGAAACUAACUAUUAUAAGAGCAACUCCAUUUAAUAUAUAUAUAUAUUUAUGCUGACCUGUUUAAUACAUAUUUAUAUAACAUCGAUCUAACGAAGAAUUAUUUAUAUGAGGCUGAUCUAUUUAAUAUUUAUUUAUCUGAUGCUGAUCUAUUUCAGACACAUU